Messenger RNA from Astyanax mexicanus (Mexican tetra), 1796 nucleotides. It is a transcript of the gene nr5a1b, whose product is annotated as nuclear receptor subfamily 5, group A, member 1b. Lineage: Eukaryota; Metazoa; Chordata; Actinopteri; Characiformes; Acestrorhamphidae. The record is from RefSeq and is a predicted model, not a curated record. Gene Ontology annotation, cellular component: RNA polymerase II transcription regulator complex. Gene Ontology annotation, biological process: tissue development; regulation of transcription by RNA polymerase II; hormone-mediated signaling pathway. The transcript has 6 exons. Bases 1 to 1440 code for a protein of 479 amino acids. Gene Ontology annotation, molecular function: zinc ion binding; nuclear receptor activity; RNA polymerase II cis-regulatory region sequence-specific DNA binding.
AUGGAGUACAGGUAUGAUGUGGAGGUGGAGGAGGUGUGUCCGGUGUGUGGAGACAAGGUGUCCGGUUAUCACUAUGGUCUCCUCACCUGCGAGAGCUGCAAGGGCUUCUUUAAAAGGACUGUUCAGAACGGCAAGCGAUACACGUGCGCGGAGAGUCAGGCGUGUGUGAUCGAUAAAGCCCAGCGGAAGCGCUGCCCUUACUGCCGCUUUCAGAAGUGCCUUAACGUGGGCAUGAGAUUGGAGGCGGUUCGCGCAGACCGGAUGCGGGGCGGACGGAACAAGUUUGGACCCAUGUACAAGCGAGAUCGCGCCCUGAAGCAGCAGAAAAAAGCCCUCAUCCGGGCCAGUGGACUCAAGCUGGAGGCCACGCCCCCUCUCCAGUCACCUGUUCAGACAGACUACAGUUUCAGCAGCCCUCUGCCCAGCCUCCCACCCGUGUCUACCCCCAAAAACACCCUCCCAAACACACCUGCUUCAAUCACCACGCCUUCAGACUAUGCCCUCUAUGCCCCAGGCGUACCCGUACCUGCCCACGGCCCUCUGCCCUCGCAGUACCCAUACCCCUCGUUCCCCAGUCGGGCUAUCAAAUCUGAGUUUCCGGACCACUACACCAACGGCAGCUCGCCCGACUCCACCCAGGGAUUCACCUACAGUGACCACACUCAGAGCCCGGCGGCGCCCCCCGCAGGCCUGCCGGUGCCGGCGCUGGUCCUGGAGUUUGUACGGUGUGAACAGGAUGAACUGCAUGUGCGCAGCAAGAUCAGCGCUCACCUGGAGCACCUGCAACAGGAUCAGAACUCCCGCGGCGCCAAAGCCGAACCUCUCUCCACCUUUGGCCUGAUGUGCCACAUCGCAGACCAGACGUUAUUCUCCAUCGUAGAGUGGGCGCGCAGCUGCACGUUUUUUAAAGAGCUGAAGGUGGGUGAUCAGAUGAAGUUACUCCAUAACUGCUGGAGUGAACUGUUGGUGCUGGACUAUAUUUCUAGACAGGUGCAUCAUGGGAAACAGGACAGCAUACUACUCAUCACUGGACAGGAGAUAGAGCUGGUAUCUCUGCUGGCUCAGGCUGGUGUCACUCUGGCUGAUCUGGUGCGAGGAGGUCAAGAACUGGUGCAGCAUCUUCGGGAGCUUCAGCUGGACCAUAGAGAGAUCACCUGCUUCAAAUACCUCAUCCUGUUCAACCCUGAUGUGAAGCUAUUGGAGAACCAGGCGUAUGUGGAGAGUGUGUACGAGCAGGUGAGCGGGGCGCUGCUGGAGUACACGUUGUGUGUGUAUCCUCAGCACCUGGAGCGCUUCAGUCAACUGCUGCUCCGCCUGCCCGAGCUGAAAACCCUGAGCGCCCAGGCCGAGGACUACCUGUGCUACAAACACCUGAGCGGGGAGGUGCCCUGCAACAACCUGCUCAUAGAGAUGCUGCACGCCAAGAGAACUUGCAUAUGACACAUGCACACUGUCACACACACACACACACACACACAAACUUUCUCACUCAUGCACACACUCUAUUAUAGACAGAAAUGCAUACUAAAGGCCAAUUCAUGCUAUUGUGUUCAAUAUGGUAGCUUCAUGGUAGCCUACAGCUCUGGAAAAAAUUAAGAGACCACUUCUGUUUCUGAAUCAGUUUCUCGGAUUUUGCUAUUUAUGGGUAUAUGUUUGAGUAAAAUGAACAUUGUUGUUUUAUUCUAUAAACUACAGACAACAUUUCUCCCAAGUUACAAAUAAAAAUAUUGUCAUUUAAAGCAUUUAUUUGCAGAAAAUGAGAAAUUACUGAAAUAACAAAAAAGAUGCAGAGCUUU